Molecule: messenger RNA, 1508 nt
Organism: Sus scrofa (pig)
Lineage: Eukaryota; Metazoa; Chordata; Mammalia; Artiodactyla; Suidae
Source: RefSeq, a predicted model, not a curated record
AAAAAAAAAAGACAAAAAAAAUUAAAAAAAUAAAAAGGACAGAGUUAUUGGUGGUGAUUCUUAUAACGCUACACAAAUUUUGACCCUCAGCUGAGCUAACCACAGCCUAUUUUGGUUUUCCUUAAUUCAGGUAAAUUCUGAGGACCAGACAGUCCAUAGAUGGGUACCACGCUGAGAAUAACCAAUAGCUCAGGGUUUCAGGUGUCUGAGUUCGUCCUGCUGGGGCUCCCGGGCAUUCACGAGUGGCAGCACUGGCUCUCCCUGCCGCUGGCCCUGAUCUACCUCAUCGCUCUUGGUGCCAAUCUCCUCAUCUUGAUCACAGUCCAACAUGAGCCUAGUCUGCACCAGCCCAUGUACCAGUUCCUUAGCAUCUUGGCUAUGGUGGAUAUUGGUCUGGCUACCACCAUCAUGCCCAAGAUCCUGGCCGUCUUCUGGUUUAACGCCAAGACCAUCAGUCUCCCUGAGUGCUUCGCGCAGAUGUAUGCCAUCAAUGCUUUCAUGGGCAUGGAGUCAGGCGUCUUCCUCUGCAUGGCUGUGGACAGAUACGUAGCCAUCUGCCAUCCGCUUCGGUACCCCUCCGUAGUCACUGGAGCGUUUGUGGUCAAAGUCACAUUGUCCAUGAUACUCAGGAAUGGCCUGUUGACCCUCCCAGUGCCCCUGCUGGCGGCUCGGAGACACUACUGCUCCCGGAACGAGAUCGACCACUGCCUGUGCUCUAACUUGGGGGUCACCCGUCUAGCCUGUGAUGACACUGCUAUUAAUAGGUUUUACCAUUUGGCUUUGGCCUGGAUUAUGGUUGGGAGUGACAUGGCUUUGGUCUUUGCUUCCUAUGCUUGGAUUAUCCGCUCCGUGCUGAGGCUGAACUCUGCGGAAGCAGCAUCUAAGGCCCUGAGCACCUGCAGCUCCCAUCUCACCCUCAUUCUCUUUUUCUACACAGCCAUCGUUGUGGUAUCGGUCACCCAUCUGGCAGGAAGAAAGUUUCCCUUCAUCCCCGUUCUCCUCAACGUGCUGCACAGUGUCAUCCCCCCAGCCCUUAACCCCGUGGUGUAUGCGCUGAGGACCCAGGAACUGAGAAUGGGCUUCCAGAAGGUGCUUGGGUUGGCUGGGAAUGUGGCUAGGAAAUAAGCCCGCUUUAAAUGGCAGAAGUAUAUCGUUUGGUAUUGCGGAAUGAGCACAAGCUUUGGAGGCCAACAGUUCAGACUUUGGAGCCCACAUCUCCCACUUGCUAGGGUCAUCCGUUCAAAUUAAUUUACCUAUUUGUGUAUAGCACUUACUAGGUACUGAUUGAAACACUUCACAAACAUUAACUCAUGGACUUGCCAUAACAAUCCUAUGAAGCAAGACCAAUUGUUAUUUACACAUUUCGCAGAUGAGGCAAGAAAGUUGAGAAACUUGCCCAAGGUCAAAUGGGAAGGAAGUUGUAGAGUGAGAUUGGAAUCCAAGCAAAACUGGAGCUCCCGUCGCGGCUCAGUGGUUAAUGAAUCUGACCAGCAUCCCUGAGGACACAG